UUGCAGGAGGGGCGUGAGGGAGCGCGUGACGGGGAGGGAGCCGGCGGGGCGAUGGCGCGGCCCGGCGGGUUCGAGGCGGCCGAGCAGCAGCAGCAGCAGGAGGUGCUGUCCCGGCAGCAGGAGCGGCAUUACCGGCUGCUGGCCGAGCUGCAGGCGCUUGUCAAGGCGCUGCCCAGUGCCUGCCAGCAGCGCCUCUCGUACACGACGUUGUCCGAGCUGGCGCUGGCGCUGCUGGACGGGACCGUGUUCGAGAUCGUGCAGGGGCUGCUGGAGAUCCAGCACCUCACCGAGAAGAACCUGUACAGCCAGCGGCGGCAGCUGCACAGCGAGCACCGCGGGCUGAAGCAGGAGCUGUUCCAUCGGCACAAGGAGGCCCAGCAGUGCUGCAGGCCCCACAACCUGCCACUGCUCCGUGCAGCCCAGCAGCGUGAGAUGGAGGCUAUGGAGCAACAGAUCCGAGAGGAGCAGCGAAUGAUGGAUGAGAAGAUUGUCUUGGAACUGGACCAAAAAGUAAUCGACCAGCAGAGCACCCUGGAGAAGGCCGGGGUGUCUGGCUUCUACAUCACCACCAACCCCCAGGAGCUGACUCUACAGAUGAAUUUGCUGGAGCUGAUUCGGAAGCUGCAGCAGAAGGAAGCUGAGGCUGACAAGACUUUUUCCUGAAAGAGCAAAUCUACUGUUCACCUCCCAGAGUUUUUCCUCUGACUUCCCUCUAAACAGACUGUCCAUGCAUUUGCUUUGUUUUGUGUCGGGAAGAGGCUACAGGAGUAGAAGAAAUUGCUGAGACACUUAGAUUAGAGCUGGGGUAGGCAGAGCCCAGCACAGGGGAUGGUUUGGAGCCUGGCUCUCAGGUCCUCAGAGCAGUGUCAGCUGCGUCUGGCUCAGCUGGGAGAAGAUGGAGCAUGGUCACCUGCCAGGAAUGUCCUCAGUGGUGCUGAGGCCAUCACUGAGCCAAGGCUGGGCUGAGCACA
This is a messenger RNA of Melozone crissalis (California towhee), 971 nucleotides long. Its product is annotated as protein DGCR6. The transcript is spliced from 5 exons. The record is from RefSeq and is a predicted model, not a curated record. Lineage: Eukaryota; Metazoa; Chordata; Aves; Passeriformes; Passerellidae. Bases 52 to 663 code for a protein of 203 amino acids.